Messenger RNA from Capsella rubella, 2036 nucleotides. RefSeq names its product probable arabinosyltransferase ARAD2. Gene Ontology annotation, molecular function: glycosyltransferase activity. The transcript has 3 exons. NCBI's taxonomy places the organism in Eukaryota, Viridiplantae, Streptophyta, Magnoliopsida, Brassicales, Brassicaceae. Bases 101 to 1531 code for a protein of 476 amino acids. The record is from RefSeq and is a predicted model, not a curated record.
GUGAAUAUGAAUGAGCUUUUCGUCUUCUUCUUCUUCUUCCUCUGAUACUGUUGCCUUUUAAAGCUCUUUCUUUAACUGUAAAAGAGGAAACUUUUAGAAGAUGAAAGAGAGAUUAAACACCAAAAUCAGAAAACCCAACAAUUCAUCUUCCAAAAAGGUCAUCACUUUUUCGUUUCUCUCUGUUUUCUCAGUCUUCGUCUUUGUUAAUACUUUCUUCUACCCAAGUUUUUACUCUGAUUCUUCUGUCUCAACUCGGCGCAAUCUCGUUGAUGAUUCCCGAGAAAGUUUCGAUUUUUCUGGGAAUUUGUGUAAAACCAAAGUUUACAUGUACGACUUGCCGACGAAUUUUACUUACGGAGUCAUCGAGCAACACGGCCUAGCUCGCGGCGGAGAAAGAUUCGAUGAUGUAACCGGGUUGAGAUAUCCGGGUCAUCAGCAUAUGCAUGAGUGGUAUAUCUUCUCGGAUCUUAACCGACCCGAAAUGGAACGGGUCGGGUCUCCUAUUGUUAGGGUAUUUGACCCGGCGGAGGCGGAUUUGUUCUAUGUUGCGGCUUUCUCUUCGUUGAGUUUGAUUGUGAAUUCGGGUCGACCCGGUAACUCUGGAUCCGGGUUUGGGUACAGUGAUGAGGAGAUGCAGGAGAGUUUGGUGGGUUGGUUGGAAGGGCAAGAGUGGUGGAGGAGGAACAACGGGAGGGAUCAUGUGAUUGUUGCCGGUGACCCGAAUGCGUUGAAACGGGUCAUGGAUCGGGUCAAGAAUGCGGUUUUGCUUGUGGCGGAUCUUGGUAGGUUAAGAGCUGACCAAGGGUCGCUUGUGAAAGACGUUAUCAUACCUUAUUCUCAUAGGAUUGAUGCUUAUGAAGGUGAGCUUGGAGUAAAGCAGAGGAACAACUUGUUGUUCUUCAUGGGAAAUCGAUAUCGCAAAGAUGGAGGCAGAAUCCGAGAUUUGCUUUUCAAGCUGCUUGAGGACGAAGACGAUGUUGUGAUCAAACAUGGAACGCAAUCAAAGGAGAAUAGGCGUGCGGCUAAACAAGGAAUGCAUACAUCUAAGUUUUGUCUACAUCCAGCUGGUGAUACUCCUUCUGCUUGCAGGUUAUUUGAUUCAGUUGCUAGUUUAUGUGUCCCGGUGAUUGUAAGUGAUGGCAUUGAGUUACCUUUUGAAGAUGUUAUAGACUACAGAAAGUUCUGUAUAUUCUUGAGGAGUGAUGUUGCUUUGAAACCGGGGUUUUUGGUUAAGAAGCUGAGAAAAGUGAAACCAGAGAAGAUUUUAAAGUACCAAAAGACAAUGAAAGAGGUUAGGCGAUAUUUUGACUAUACACAUCUAAAUGGAAGUGUGAACGAGAUUUGGAGACAAGUUACUCAAAAGAUACCGCUAAUCAAAUUGAUGAUCAAUCGGGGGAAGCGCAUGAUCAAGAGAGAAGGAAGUGACCCACAAUGUUCUUGUUUAUGCUCAAACCUGACAGGGAUCAUCCAUGGUUCUUUGUCUACAUACUCUUUCUUCAACUCCUCAAAAUUCUUACCGAAAUCUCCCUGAUGUUUUACUUUACACGUUGAUCAUGCUUCACCUUGGGAGUUGGGAGAGGCGGAUCAUCAAAGAGCCUUCUUUUUGGAGAACAGUCGCGAAAAGAAUGAUCAUCAAUUCAAACAGCAGAAGAGAGAAUCAAGCUAUCUUGUUUGCAUAUAAUCGAAUCACGCAACGGGAUCAUCUCUUUGAUCGAUAACAAAAUAUGAAGUUGAAAAGAGAAAAAAACCGAGUCCAUGCCAAUGACCAAAAACACAUACAACACAACAAAAUUUGUAUGAUCAGCUGAUCACAUAUGUAGUAUUGUACAGGCAGAACAAUGUAACUGUAGAUAACAAUUAUUCAGGAGGGUGGUACUAAGACCAAAUAGAUGCUGAACGUGGUGGACGGAGAAGAGAGAAAAGUCUACUUUACAGAUAGAAGAUAACAAAGUGGAAAGUGAAAUAAUGCAAUAUAUCUAAGUGUUUCUUAUAUCUUUGCCUCAGUUCAAUGAAAUGAUAGUUUUGAUAAUUAAGCA